Messenger RNA from Penicillium maclennaniae, 1869 nucleotides. Its product is annotated as CCCH zinc finger protein. Gene Ontology annotation, cellular component: nucleus. The transcript is spliced from 3 exons. The record is from RefSeq and is a predicted model, not a curated record. Gene Ontology annotation, molecular function: metal ion binding; RNA binding. Bases 1 to 1869 code for a protein of 622 amino acids. Lineage: Eukaryota; Fungi; Ascomycota; Eurotiomycetes; Eurotiales; Aspergillaceae. Gene Ontology annotation, biological process: box C/D snoRNP assembly.
AUGAGCUCCCAGGGGUUUUCAUUUCCUCCUCCGCCACCCCCUCCUCCGACCUCUCAACCACCAGCCUUUCCCCCCUCCGCACCACCUGGACACUGGAAUGGACGCGGAGCUGGUGGACGCGGCCGCGGUCGUGGAAAUCGAGGUCGUGGAGGUGGUGGACAUCACCACCCGGAGGCUGGCCGGUCUUCCUAUACUCCUAUCUCCGGCUACAACUACGCGCCCGGAAAUUAUGGAUAUCCGACUCAACCAGCACCGCCAACGUCCUACAUGACUUCCCCGCCCUAUCCUCCCCAGCAAUCUAAUUAUCAACACCCUUCGGACCCGUCACAAUAUCAGUCUCCGCAAUCCUUCCCACAAUCUGCAGGUUCGCCCGCGUACCAACAGUUGCCAGGAUUCAAUACCCCGAAUAUCGGACACUCCGCCUACUCUACACAACCCACUACGCCCUACCCUGCCGGACGCUCAACACACCAGCAUGCCUCUCCUCCAGCAAAUCCGAUGAUGAUGGGCGCUAUGCCCUGGGGCUCAGAAGUGCAGGCUCCUCCCGGAUCGUACGGUGGAGCCCCACCUGCCCAUGGACGAGGCUCUUGGCCUCAACAGCACGGAAACCAUGGACCCAAAUCGCGAAACUAUCACAAACGGGAAUACUCGUCAGCUUUCAAUAAACCUCAGUCCACGGCGCCGCGAACACCGGCUGCCCCAGCCGUCCCAAGUUUUGGAAACCCGUUACCAUCGAAGCCACCACCCGCGGCAGAUGCUACGCGAAAGCCAAAGAAGAGGAAGAGAAAGCAUAAUCAGCUUGGCUUGACCCCGAAAACGGAAGACCACGAGUCUAGCGAGGAAGAGGAGGAUGCGGAUGAAGAAUCGAAAUUGGCCCAACCCGGUGCUGGAGUCGCAUCGCUUCAAUUUACGUACAAGGGACAAACGGCCAAACUGCAAUCGGCUGCGGAUAUUGCAGCCUGGAUUGCGGAACGACGGAAAAAAUUCCCCACGCAGGCUCGAGUCGACGAAAAGAAAAAGGCCAUGGAAGAGGCCAAGGCUGCUCGCGAUGCCGCGCGCGAGGCCGCUCGGCUCGAGAAAGAGAUGGAGAGAGAACAGGCCAAGCAGAAACAGCUCGAGCAGAGAUCCGAAGAGGCAGCAGAUCCUGCGCUCGAUGAGGCGAUGAAGGCGCAGCGCAAGGCUGACAAAAUACGGCGCAACCUCGACCGAGAGCAAAAACGAUUCGCCAAAGCCGAGGCGGCAGCAGAGGCGGCUCGUCUAAAGGUCGAAGCCCUACAGAGACAGGCACAGGGCCUGGAGGAGCCCACUCAGGUCAAUGGUCCAGCCGCUCCCGAACGCAAACCAGAAGCAGACCAGAAAAUUGAAGCGUCCGAUUCAGCUGACGCGGUGGAUCCGAUGGCUCUAGACGCUGUGGACACGGCGAAAACCGCGAGCUCUCAGCUUGUUGAGACCAGCUCCAUUCCUGCCGAGACAGUGGACGCCACCGUCGACCAUCUAGAGGGCGGCAUGGAUCUCUCGUCCAAUGUGUCUGACGCCAGCGACUGGACCUCGUCUAGUGGCUCCGAGUCAGAAUCCGAGUCGGACAGCGAUGAUGACGCUGCCCCAGAGGAAGCUAGUUCACGUCGCCAGGGACCUGAAAGGUGUAACCGGGGAGACAGCUGUCAAUUCUCACACGAGACCCCCGAGCGCGGCCCUAAGGCCAAGGCUAAGCCGGUUGAAAAGAAGGGGCGCAAGGGCCUUCUUCAGGCACUACUGGACCGGCAAAAAGAAGACGAGGAUCGCCAAGCCAUGGAAGUGAUUAGCUGGCUCGGGCAGAAUGGCCUGCUAGAACCCUCGAUCAGUUCGCAGGCGAACGGCGCCCCGCAAUAA